Molecule: messenger RNA, 2310 nt
Organism: Volvox carteri f. nagariensis
Lineage: Eukaryota; Viridiplantae; Chlorophyta; Chlorophyceae; Chlamydomonadales; Volvocaceae
Exons: 6
Coding region: 189-1775 (528 amino acids)
Biological process (GO): regulation of proteasomal protein catabolic process; proteasome-mediated ubiquitin-dependent protein catabolic process; protein deubiquitination
Molecular function (GO): cysteine-type deubiquitinase activity; proteasome binding; protein binding
Source: RefSeq, a predicted model, not a curated record
ACUAAAACGGAGAAGAAAAAUAUGCUGAAAUUACUUCAGUUGCCCCAUGCGCACCUAUUGGAUUGGUAAAGUUGCGGAUUUGGCCUUACGUAAGGUGCCCAAGGAGGUGCGCCACCUGCACCACGCAUAGCUGCAAUUCCUAUUAGAUUUGUCUGAUACUUUGAAAGCCUAUUUUCCACAUAGUUUGCAUGACCCAAACGGUUGGCAAGCGGCCCGCCGAAGAUAUGACGCAAGUCAAGUUGAAUGUCAAAUGGGGAAAGGAAACAUACAACGAUGUCGAAGUCGACGUGUCGCAGCCACCUCUGGUUUUCAAAUCACAGCUGUUUGCGUUGACGGGCGUGCCGCCGGACAGACAAAAGGUCAUGAUAAAGGGCGCACUGCUCAAGGAUGAUGAGUGGGGAAAGUCCGCACCAAAGGAGGGCAUGACAAUUAUGCUUAUGGGCUCCGCGGAAGCAGUGCCAGUGGAGGCCCCGAAGAACAUCCCGAAAUUUGUGGAAGAUCUGCCGGAGGCCGAGCAGGAACAUCUGGAGACCAAGCGCUUUGGUGCCGGCCUGCACAACCUCGGCAAUACAUGUUACAUGAAUUCCACACUGCAAUGCAUGUUCGCGGUGCAGCCGCUCCGUGAAGCCCUCUACAAGAAGGCCUCAGGCGCUGGGGGUGACCCGACUGGCCGUCUUGUGACGGCCAUCGCGGAGCUUUUCAAGGACUUGGAGAGCGGCGGCGCCCCCUUCCCGCCUUACGCAUUCCUCGUGGCGCUGCGCGCAAAGUUUCCGCAGUUUGCCCAGCAAACGCAGGGCGUGUUUGCGCAGCAGGACGCGGAGGAAUGCUGGACCAACGUCAUGUACGCUAUGCGCGAGAAAGUAAAGGACGAGGACGGGAACCCCGUGGUGGACAAGCUGUUCGGCAUGCGGACCCGUCUGCGCCUCAAGAGCGACGAGUCUGCCGAGGAAUUCACGGAGGACGGCAUGACGUACACGCUCAAGGUGAAUAUUGAGGAGAAGACGGCGCACGUGAGCGAGGGCGUGGCGCUGGGGCUCAAGGAAGAGCGCGAGCGCAGCAGCGUGGCGAUGGGCCGUACUGUGGUUUUCCGCGGCGGAACGUCACUCACAGCCCUGCCGCCAUUCCUUACGCUGCAGAUGAUGCGCUUCUUCUUCAGGCGCGAUAAUGGCCAGAAAGCCAAGAUCUUGAAGAAGAUUCCAUUCUCGCUGGAGUUUGACGCGUUUGAAUUUUGCAGCGACGAGCUCAAAAAGGAGCUGGAGGCUCCUCGUGUCGCAUACAAGGAGGCUCAGGACCGCGAGAUUGAGGCCAAGAAGCUGGCCAAAAAGGGCCCGGGUCCCUCGGCUGUCGCCACCGCCUCUGCUGCUUCUGGAACGCUCACCGCUGCCAACGCCGUUGCGGAUGUGGACAUGAAGGAAGCUGCGGUGGCGAGCACGAGCGCACCCACUACGUCUUCUUCCACAAAACUAUCUAUGACGGGUAAAUAUGAGCUGGUGGGCGUGGUGACACACAAGGGUCGAACGGCCGACUCGGGACACUAUGUUGCAUGGGUGAAGCAGUCGUCGGACGGUACGUGGGUAUGUUUCGACGACGAUAAGAUCACGGUGCGCACGGAGGAAGAGGUGCUGCAACUCAGUGGCGGUGGUGACUGGCACAUGGCUUAUUUACUGCUCUACCGCGCCAUCAUGGUCGACAUGUCGGGUGCUGUGCCCGCCGCGGUUUCGGAGGCAGCGCAGCCGGCAGCGGCUAUGGAGACGGAGGGCGGUUCAAGCGCAUAAUGCAUUUGCUAGUGCUCAUGAGGAAUAAUGAACGGUCGGACAGGGACUCGUCUGACGAUACCGAGCUGUUGAAAAACCCAGUUGGGCUAGGUGCCGGAGCCACAGGGUAUCAUGCACGACGCCUGUCACGGCGCACUAGGCAGACGUUUUGGUGAUGUGGCAAGAGGGUUAGGUAAUAUUCUUGUGCAGCAACGACGCCAUAACCGUUCUUGCACGUAGAAAGUUAUCAAGGUACAUUCGACGUUUGGUGGAGGAGAAAAGCGGCGGGUUAGCACUAUAUAGCAGUGAAAGUUUUGUUGGCAGGAACAUCCAGGCAUGUGUGUACAUAUUGUACAGUCAAAGAUAGCCUCUCAGGAGGGCGGUUUUCAAAAGUAGCCCGUUCAGUCAGCGACCGCAGUAGUCACACGCCCUCCAGCCAGCUUUAGAUGCGUCUGUGUUGAGACUUUACCCGGAAUGUCCGAUUCGCUAUCUCAUAGUUCGGCUUCAUUGUUCACGUUUUUAGCUCAUUUCUUUUCACUAUGUAGACAGAUGGCUG